This is a messenger RNA of Trypanosoma cruzi, 792 nucleotides long. RefSeq names its product 6-phosphogluconolactonase, putative. Bases 1 to 792 code for a protein of 263 amino acids. The record is from RefSeq and is a predicted model, not a curated record. Lineage: Eukaryota; Euglenozoa; Kinetoplastea; Trypanosomatida; Trypanosomatidae. The transcript has a single exon. Gene Ontology annotation, biological process: carbohydrate metabolic process; pentose-phosphate shunt. Gene Ontology annotation, molecular function: 6-phosphogluconolactonase activity.
AUGUCAUUUAAACCAAAGAUUAUUGUCUGCAGCUCACCAGCGGAGUUGAGUGGUGUAGCAUGCAAAAAAAUUGUUGACAUCAUUCAUGCAUCAGAACGCACGAAUUGGCCGCUCUCCAUUGCUCUCUCCGGCGGCUCCACACCCAAGAUGCUUUACUCCCGUCUGCACGAGGAGCAUUUGCAUCUGCUGAAGGAGGAGCGGGCGUUGCGUUUCUUUUUUGGCGAUGAGCGGCUGGUGCCCGCCGAUGCCGCGGAGUCGAACUACAACAUGGCAAGGCAGGCGCUUCUGCACGACAUCCCCGAAGAUUUAGUGGUGCCUGUUGACGUGGGAUGCGUGGGGGAGGUAUCGAAUGUUGCCUGCAACGACGCCGUGAAGGCUGCAGACGCGUACGAGAAAAGGAUCGAUUUGCUUCUUGGCACUCAAAAAGUGGAGGGGAUGGAGGCAGAGAUCCCUGUCUUUGACAUCGUCCUGCUUGGCUUGGGCUCCGAUGGACACACCGCCUCGAUAUUCCACGGAUCUCAGGCCGAGAGCGAAAUGCACCGGGCCGUAAGUGUGGGGUUCCCCAGCCCAACAAUGAGCCCAAAGGUCUGGAGAGUGACAUUGACGCCCAUCACUAUCAUUCACGCACGACAUGUGAUUCUUCUCGCAACAGGCAAAGAAAAGAAAUGUGUUCUGAACGGCAUCAUAGCAGACACCCCCACGGAGGUACCCGUUUCACGGUUUCUUCGCAAUUGCAAGGGUGAUGUGACGUUCAUACUGGACAGAGAGAUAGCAGAGAAUCUUACAUGUUAA